AUGGCUCAUUUGAACGCUGGCCAAACGAAGACGAUGGUUUCAAGAGAGAUGGUAACAGGUACCGAUAUGCCUAGAACCAGGAAGCUAGACUUCUGUGAAGCCUGUGCCGAAGGAAAAUCACAUUGUGCACCCUUCAAACCAGUGGGAGAAGUACAAUCAAAGAAACAGUUGCAGCUUGUUCACAGUGAUGUCGCUGGACCAAUGAAAACCGAAAGUUUUGGUGGUGCCAGGUACUUUGUGACAUUCAUUGACGAUUAUUCUAGAUGUGUGUGUAACCGUCUAUCCCAUUACACGCAAAUCGGAAGUGUUGGAUAACUUUAAAGAAUGGGAAGCAGUAGUAACAAAUCUAGCAGAUUGCGAAAUUAAAACUUUACAGACAGACAAUGGAGGUGAAUAUAUGUCUGCUGAAUUCCAAAAUUUCCUCAAAGAGAAAGGUAUUCAUCACGAGACAACUGUACCCCACUCACCACAACAGAAUGGUAUCGCCAAACAGAUGAACAGGACGCUCCAGGAAGCUGCUUUAUCUAUGAUCUUACAUGCAGGAGUAUCCAAGAGUUUCUGGGCUGAAGCAGUUUGUUCAGUAGCAUACAUAAGGAACCGAGUUAUCACAACAGCAACUGGAGUCGCUCCAUAUGAGCGAUGGUACGGUAAGAAACCGGAUGUUUCAAAUUUCUGUGUUUUUGUUUGCACUGCCUAUGCCCAUGUAGCAGAUUCUUCACGUCAGAAAGCUUGACCAGAAAGCAGUGAAAAUGCAAUUCAUUUGGCUAUAGUUUGACACAGACGGGGUAUCGAUUGUAUGAUGAGAACAAACAUAAAAUCUUUAUCCGUUGAGAUGUUACUUUCAAUGAAACUGACUUCGGACAUACAAACAGAGUACAAUUGGAGGUUGAGGAUGAUGAGUGCUCUAAAGAAUCCGAUAAGAAAUCACAUGAUAGUAGAUGUUCAGCAUGAGAAAGAAAGCCACCAGUUUAUUAUCUUGAUGAAUACGCUAGUAUCACAACAGCAAAACAUACAGCCCUCUUUGUAACAGAAGUUGAAGAGCCGACAACGUUGAAGAAAGCUCUCGAAAGUGAUCAUGCGGAGAACUGGAAGACAGCUGCAGAUUCUGAAUAUCAAUCUCUAAUGGAAAAUGAGACCUGGGAGCUUGUUGAACUGCCACCCGGACAAAAGGCAAUUACCUGCAGAUGGGUAUUUAAAGUCAAACAUGAUGAAAAUGGGAAGAUCGAUCGGUUUAAAGGACGUCUUGUAGCGAAAGGUUUUCUACAAAAGUGCGGGAUCGAAUUUGAUUGA
Molecule: messenger RNA, 1290 nt
Organism: Paramuricea clavata
Lineage: Eukaryota; Metazoa; Cnidaria; Anthozoa; Malacalcyonacea; Plexauridae
Source: the annotation of a GenBank genome assembly